This is a messenger RNA of Acanthaster planci (crown-of-thorns starfish), 1269 nucleotides long. RefSeq names its product b(0,+)-type amino acid transporter 1-like. The record is from RefSeq and is a predicted model, not a curated record. Lineage: Eukaryota; Metazoa; Echinodermata; Asteroidea; Valvatida; Acanthasteridae.
AUGGAGAAGUUGCGAAAGCCUCAGGGAAUACACAAUGAAUAUCUAAGAAAUCAGAAUUACACCACCCACCCCCAUUCCUUGCUGUCCAUGGCUUUCCGCAAUCAUUGUGGGAUCUUCAUCUCACCAAAGGGAAUUCUGCAAGGAGCCAAUAGUGUAAGAAUGAGUCUCAUCAUCUUGCUUGUUUGUGCUGGAGUUUCAUUUUUGGGUGCCUUGUGCUAUGUCGAGCUAGGAAUCGUCAUUCCUAAAGCUGGUGGCACUUACCAGUACAUUCUACACGCCUAUGGUGACUUCGCCGGAUUUCUGGUGUCCUGGGCCACCGUAGUUAUUAUCAGGCCAGCUGGCGCUGCGCAGAUUGCCAUCACGCUCGGUACUUACAUCUCUGAUUACGCCAUUCCUGGUGACUGUGCCCCUCCGAAAGAAAGCAUCCAACUCUUCUCUAUUAUGGCAGUCAGGCAUACACGUUACCUGAACACAGAGGUGUCAUUUGUAGGAUCUACCACGCAUGUCUUGAGCUAUGGUACGGCCCUGUAUUAUGGUUUCUGGGCCUACAGUGGUUGGGACAACAUCAACAAUGUGUCAGAGGAGUUAAAGAAUCCAGCAAGAAAUCUACCUUUGUCAAUGUGCAUUGCCAUACCGACUGUGACUAUCAUUUAUCUCCUGACUAACAUCGCCUAUUUCACUGUCCUCUCACCGACUGAGCUACUUGCAUCCAGUGCUGUCGCAGUGACCUUUGCCGAACGUCAUGGCAUGGCUUGUCCCACUGGGAGUGUGUAUCUCCACCACGGGCACGCUCAUGGGAUAACGUUUGCUGCAGGCAGAGAGGGCCAUAUGCUGUCCAUCUUGUCCAUGGUUAAUGUGAAGUUCCAUACUCCACUCCCUGCCAUUCUCCUACAGGGACUCAUAGUGUUUGUACUGAUAAUUAUCGGUGACUUCAAUUCGAUCAUCAUGUAUGGAAGCAUCGUUCAAUGGAUUCUCUUCAUGGCCGCAUUUGCUGCAGUGUUUAUUCUGCGACGAAGGUAUCCAAAUAUACCAAGACCCUACAAGGUCAACAGUUUAGUUCCUGUGCUUGCAAUCAUUGCUUCCAUCUUCAUUAUUUUGGCACCAGUCAUAUCGGAUCCUAAGCUUGAGUACCUGUACGCAUUCGUAUUACUCGUGACAGGCAUCUUGGUCUAUGUCGUGUUCGUUCGAGGAAAACAACAGCUUCCGUACACAGAACAAAUGACGACGUUCUGCCAGAAGUUGCUUUUCGUCGGCCCAUCCCGGAAGUAG